Molecule: messenger RNA, 1540 nt
Organism: Oreochromis aureus
Lineage: Eukaryota; Metazoa; Chordata; Actinopteri; Cichliformes; Cichlidae
Exons: 2
Coding region: 2-1072 (356 amino acids)
Source: RefSeq, a predicted model, not a curated record
AAUGCAUCGGGGAGGAAAGGUGGAAAAGAAGAAAGGAGUAACUGUUCAGAAGGAAGCUGAUGCUGAGGAGGAAAUUGGAGUCUCUGAAAUGGUGGAGAGCACUGAGGUUGAAGAAAGGGAGCCAUCUCUGUUGGAUCUGAUGUCAAUAUUGCAAGCUCAUAUGGGUCAACAGGAGGCUCGGGAAGCAAGGCAGGAAGAGGUAACUGCACGACAAGAACAAAAAUUCAAAGCAUUGCAACAUCAGUUCCAGGUUUUACAGUUAGAGGUGCAGUCCCAGACAUCACCAGUACCUGAGCUACCAUUACCUACCACAGAGUCAUCAGAGUCAAGGGAGCUACCUACCAUUUCUAGUUCUCCUCAAGCUCAAGCUGAAUCCAGUCAGUCAUUAUCAGGUCAGUUUUCAUUGCAUGAACCCAGACUGGAAAAGUUGACUGAUAGUGAUGAUAUUGAGCAUUUUUUGACCACAUUUGAACACAUUGCCUUAGCAUAUCGUUGGGAAAAAACAGACUGGGUUUUUCGUUUAAUACCACUGCUAACGGGCAAGGCAAGAGGGGCAUACGUUCAUAUGGAUAUUGAUGACUCUCUCAGCUAUGACAAAGUUAAAGCUGCAAUUUUGUCCAAGUAUGAUGUUAACCCUGAGACCUACAGGCAGCGAUUCCGUUCACUGGAAGUCAGGCUUGAUGAGAACCCUAAGGAGUUGUAUGCUCGACUUAAAGAUCUUUACGGGAAAUGGAUUCAGCCAAAAGGUAAAACGAACCAAGAAAUUGGUGAAAUAAUCAUCCUUGAACAAUAUUUGAGAAUGUUGUCCCCUGAGCUACAGGUUUGGAUUCGAGAGCACAAUCCGUCUUCUGCAGCGAAGGCAGCUGAGCUGGCAGAAGUGUUUGUAGCUGCCAGGAGGAAAGGACAACCUUGGACCUGUAAUGCAAAUAAAAUGCCAAAGGAAGGCCCCAAAUCAGCCCAGAUGUACCAUCAGAGGCCAGUGUCAGCUGAUAAAACUCCUGUGGCACCACAUGGGAGGAACACUUGGAACAUCUGCAUGCUGUCUUCGACCGUCUUGGUGCUGCUGGGUUGACGGUGAACCCCUCUAAGUGUGUUUUUGCCUCUGCUGAGACUGCAUACCUGGGCCAUGUGAUCGGGAAUGGGGUGAUCAAGCCUCAGGUCAGUAAGAUCCAAGCCAUUGAGUCUUGUCCUCUCCCACAGACAAGGAAGCAACUAAGAUCUUUUUUUGGGCAUGGCAGGCUUUUAUCGUCGGUUCAUACCACAAUUCUCCACCAGGGCAGCUCCACUAACUGACUUGAUAGGCAUCAAGUGUCCUAAUCAGAUUAACUGGACAGAGGAGGCUAUAGUAGCUUUCAAGGACAUCAGUCAUUCACUGAGUAGUGAACCAGUUUUGUACAGUCCAGACUUUAAUGAGCCCUUUUUCCUUCAAACUGAUGCAUCUCAUAGGGGUCUGGGAGCAGUGCUACUUCAAGGUUUGGACGGAGAACGUCAUCCUGUUGCUUAUAUCAGCCGAAAGCUGUUCCCAAGAGGUUCGGUAUUC